Messenger RNA from Lepisosteus oculatus (spotted gar), 1985 nucleotides. NCBI's taxonomy places the organism in Eukaryota, Metazoa, Chordata, Actinopteri, Semionotiformes, Lepisosteidae. The record is from RefSeq and is a predicted model, not a curated record.
GCAUCUGCACGGCAAGGGUGACUUCCUUUGCUGGCGUUGUUCAUCAUAUUUCACCGUGCCUCACCGCCAAGUGCAGCUCUUACUGAGCACUGGAAUAAUUGGGGUUUUCUUCUCCUCCGACACAUAUACAAACCGGGAUGCUGAGGUGUCUUUAAUGCAGAAAACGUUUUUUUCCGUGAAAUCUCUAUAAAUACGAAAGAAGCAAGAGGAUAAUACGAAAGGUAAAUAGGCUCAAUGAACGGAGCAGCAUUCCCUUCUCCCACUGCAGAAAUGGCAGAAAUUAACCGCAUCCAGUAUGAAAUUGAAUACACGGAGGGCAUCAGCCAGCGUAUGAGGAUCCCAGAGAAACUGAAAGUGGCCCCUUCGAAUUCCGAGGAGCAAGAGGAAGGAUUGAGGGAGACCCACCACAGUGCCAUGAUGCACGUGCCUGAGAGAAUCGUGGUAGCAGGUGAUGGCGACGAUCUGCAAUAUUCCCGUCCAAGAGACCUCGAUCUCAUUCAGUCGACUCCAUUAGAAUCACUGGCGCUUAAAACACCACCUCGAGUCCUGACCCUAAAUGAAAGACCACUGGAUUUCCUGGAGCUGGAUCGAUCAGUAGGUUCAGCACAUCACAAUGAGGAGGUGCGAUCUCAGGGCCGAUCACGCAGGGAGCGCUCAAUGAGUGAAAACGCUGUCCGGCAGAAUGGACAGCUCGUGAGAAAUGACUCCAUUGUGACUCCAUCCCCCUCAGCUCAGGCCCGUGUCUGUCCUCCUCUUACCUCGCCGGAAGAUGGACGAAACCUAUACACCGCUCGCGGCGUUUUGUCUCUAAUCCAGUCCACGACCCGCAGGGCUUACCAGCAGGUCAUGGACGUGCUGGAUGAAAACCACAGAAGCAGACCAGUGUUGCGUGGAGGGUCUGCUUCUGCAUCUUCCUCUAACCCUCUCCACGACUCCAGGUUCGGUUUGUCAACUUUGGAUUCGACAUUGGAAGGGACUCCUGACGACAUGACUGUUGUGGACGCUGCAUCCUUGAGAAGACAGAUCAUAAAACUGAACCGGCGCCUUCAGCUUCUUGAAGAAGAAAAUAAAGAGCGUACCAAAAGAGAAAUGAUCAUGUACUCCAUCACUGUGGCUUUCUGGCUGGUCAACAGCUGGAUCUGGUUCAGACGCUAAGGGCACCACUGAUCAGGCAGCUUCUGCAAGGAAUCUAUUUUCUUAUUGUAAAGUGUUAAAGAUGGAUUGGCAAAUCUACUCUCAGCACCUAGUCCCAGCACUGGAAAGACAUCUCCUAGUAAGAAAAAAAGAACUGUAAGGCAAAGGGAUGUUUGUUUUGUUUUAAAAUGGCUAUACCUGUAUUAUGUUUUUUUUUAUUUUUAAUGUUUCUUGUUUUAAGAGAUGUCCAGUGUGCAUUUACAAAAUAAGCAUGUUUCAGAUGUAAAUAUUCAGGAAUUUUCUUUGCAUAAGCUUUUAGUGGUAAAUGUUUUUUCCACAAUAUCUGCUUGUCCAAGAGGGACAGAGGUGGGAUAGAAAUCAAAGUAGCAAUCAUUAUAUUCACACAGGCAAAGGAAACUGAUGUGUAAAAAACAGCGGAGGAACUUGAAUGUCUGAAGUAUGCCAUAUAUAAAUUUGUGACCGUAAUACUCUUAUUGUGUAGAACGUUCAGCUGACUGCAGAUCCAUUGUUUGUCUCUCUGCACCUGUUUCAUUAUUACACUUUAAACAAUGUUUGAUUGCUUUCACAUGUUGAAAAUAAAAGCACUGUAUUGCAUAUUAGUUGACUGAAAUCAAAUGUUCCUGUACAGCAUAUUGAAAACACUAGCGUGAUUUUUUCCUCAGCAGCAAUUAGGAAGUGCCCAUGCCUUUAGAUGUUUAUUGUAUUUGUAUUCACCUUAAUUCAUACUCUUGUUUUCUGGCGGGUUUGCUCAAUUGCAACUCUAUGUAUUAUGAGACAACAGUAAUGAAGUAAACAUUUUAUGUAAAUAAAUGGUGGCAAUAGCUCAUGCA